Messenger RNA from Cercopithifilaria johnstoni, 1284 nucleotides. Lineage: Eukaryota; Metazoa; Nematoda; Chromadorea; Rhabditida; Onchocercidae. The record is from the annotation of a GenBank genome assembly.
AUGGCUGAUGAAUUGGAACCAUUGUGUAUCCCAGUGGGUCUUUACGUGAAGCCAUCAGCCAGAAUGACGGUUACCGUAUGUUUGCCUCCGUUGAAACAACCUGGGCAAUCGAUUUCCAAUUGGGAUUUGAUGGAAAAAAUCAAGAAAGCUGUUAGUCCUAUUGAGCUUUCAUCGAUUCGUGUCAUGACAAGUACCAUCGAGUUGGUUCGAUUCGAGGCAGAGCUUCCUAGCCGCAAGAUCCUUGCUAAGGUUAUUAAAGCUUUGGAUGGUUAUACACUGAAAGUCAUGGGUUUCUUUGAACCGCUAAAAGUCCGAGCAGCGGAAGCGAAGUCGGACUUUCCUACUCGACAUGACUGGGAUGAAUUCUUUCGAAAUUCAGAUAAUAUGAACGAACUGGAAGCCGGUGAACGACCGGAUACUAUAUACCUAGCUAAAGUGCCGUCGAAUUGGUUUAAGGAAUUUGGCUCAACUGAUGACUCAAUGCCCAAUGAACGUGUUCUUCAAAAUGUCUUCGAACGUUUUGGAACAGUUCGCUGUGUUGAUAUCCCAGUUUGCGAUCCAUAUAGGAGAAAAAUGCCUGCUAAAAUAUCUGGUGUACGCACCACAGGUUUCUCUUUCGGACAGGAAGUAUUAUUUGAAGGAUAUGUGCAAUUUGUAGAAUACAUAUCAUUUGUCAGAGCGAUGGAUUUCUUGCGUAAUAAGAAGUUAGUGAAAAAGAUGCCGGAUGACAGGAUUUUUGAAGCAGCUAUCAAGGUCGAUUUUGAUAAAAAUAAACAUUUAUCAGACAAAAGCAUAUAUAAAAGAUAUGUCGAAAGGGAACGAUUGAAGGAACUGGAGAAGCAAAAAAUUUCGGAAGAACGUCGAAAACGUGAAAAAGAAGAGAGCAAUAAAGCGAACACCAGAAAAAGACACUUCGAUCGUUGCUUACAAAGGGAAGAGAAACAGCGCCAAAAACGAAACAAGGAAAAGCGACUGAAGAAGGAAUGUCUAUUGAAUGAAAUGAUAGCGGAGGAAGGAAGAAAAUUGUUAAUUGCGCAGCGGAAAUUGGAAUCAAGGAGACUGCUUUCGGCACUUUUUUGGAGAAUUGAGGCAAAACUGCGAGAAAAAGAUUCUGGAUUGAAAAUGAAUUCGGGGGAUUUGGAAGAAAAUUUGCAGACUGAACUGGAAACGAAACUGCGGCAAGCUCUUCUUCAAGAACAGGAACAAAGAUUGCGAAAACGAAUUGAAGCUAAAAUGAUGCUCAGCAAAUUACAUGCCACUAAGAAUGAAGAUCGAAAAGACUAG